Messenger RNA from Lutzomyia longipalpis, 703 nucleotides. It is a transcript of the gene Rpb7, whose product is annotated as DNA-directed RNA polymerase II subunit RPB7. The transcript is spliced from 4 exons. Lineage: Eukaryota; Metazoa; Arthropoda; Insecta; Diptera; Psychodidae. Gene Ontology annotation, biological process: positive regulation of translational initiation; DNA-templated transcription; positive regulation of nuclear-transcribed mRNA poly(A) tail shortening. Bases 101 to 622 code for a protein of 173 amino acids. Gene Ontology annotation, cellular component: P-body; RNA polymerase II, core complex. Gene Ontology annotation, molecular function: single-stranded RNA binding; translation initiation factor binding; single-stranded DNA binding. The record is from RefSeq and is a predicted model, not a curated record.
ACUAUAAAAUGCGGCUUCGGCUCGGCGCGUUCAAGCUUUGUGGGAAAAAGUAAACAAUCACCGUGUUUUUCGUAUUUUUGUACAAAAAUUGUAGAGAAAAAUGUUUUAUCACAUUUCACUGGAACAUGAGAUUCUCCUGCAUCCGCGGUAUUUUGGGCCGCAGCUUCUGGAGACGGUGAAGCAGAAGCUUUACACGGAAGUCGAGGGAACGUGUACCGGAAAGUAUGGAUUUGUAAUUGCCGUGACUACGAUAGACAACAUUGGAUCGGGAAUAAUUCAACCCGGGCAGGGAUUUGUAGUGUACCCGGUAAAGUAUAAGGCAAUUGUCUUUCGGCCAUUCAAGGGGGAAGUUUUGGACGCCGUUGUGACGCAGGUUAACAAAGUGGGGAUGUUUGCUGAGAUUGGACCCCUUUCCUGCUUCAUCUCUCAUCAUUCAAUACCUGCUGAUAUGCAGUUUUGUCCCAACGGAAAUCCACCUUGCUACAAGUCCAAAGAUGAAGACGUGGUCAUUGCGGCUGAAGACAAGAUCCGACUCAAAAUUGUGGGGACUCGAGUAGAUGCCACAGGCAUUUUUGCAAUCGGCACCCUGAUGGACGACUACCUUGGGCUAGUUUGCAGCUAGAACAUUCCCUGGGGGUAUUUUUCACUUAAGAUUUACAUACUAUACUGAUUAUAAUAAUAAAUUAAUUACAAUUUACAAUUA